CAACUAGUAAAUUUUGCGAUUUUUAAAAAAAUUUCUAAAUUUUUAAUUUAAAUAAAUUGCAUGUUAAAACAUUUAUACAUAUUUUAAAAAAUUAUUUUGAUUUUUAUAAUCACGUAAUAAAUCGUUACAUAAUAACAAUGAAUUAUAACAUUUUUAUAUUUAUCGUGGUAGUCAACGCGACGAAUAGCCAGAAAAAAUAUGAUGAAGGAUAUUGUGCGUGAUAUAUACGAUCACUAUCCAUUUAGCGUAUUUAAAUUAUCAUUAAAUACAGAAGUGAAAGACAAUCAAAACCAAUAUUCGUUUAUAGUAUGGCAUUUAUUAUUAAACGAUAAAGAAUAUUCUAAAAAUAACAUCGUCACAAGAAAAAAUCUUCAACAAAAAAUUAGUUAUACAAUGACACUAAUUAAUUAUGAGUACAUAAUAAAUUUAGCAUUUAUCGUUAAUCACAUAAAAUAUAUAUCUUCUUAUUGUAAUAUAUUUGAUCAAUGGGUUACUGAUGUAAAUGGUCCAACACUUCACGCGAAGUGUGUGAAUUUAUUAAUUCGAAAUGUUAAUGAAUCUAAAGAACUUAUUCCACGUUAUAUUAGUGCAAUAAAUUUCCUAAGGAAUUUGUUAAAUGUAGAAACCAACACAGAUACUUUAGACGAAUUAAUACAAUUUAUUGAAUUGGUAAGCAGAGAAAAAAAUGAAAAUGACUAUUCAUUAGCGGACAAAAUUUAUCAUAAUUUCAAAGAAGUGUACGAAAUGGAUAAUAAUAAUUUGCAAAAAAUAGUAAACAAUUAUUCAGUAGCUGAAUACAAGUAUUGUGUAAAUAAAAAAAUGGACGAUUUUAACAAAUAUAAAUCAAACAAUAAAUUACCAAAAACGUUUCAACACUACGAAUUUGCAGAAGUUAUCUUAAAUAAAAGUCUUGAACAGAUGAAAAACGCGUAUGCUAAACACGGCUUUCUUUAUGACAUAGAUAAGAAUGAAACUUUUUAUUUAUACGAUGUAAUAGUUAAAGAAAAUAAAAAAUCAUGUUCUAGUUUUUUUAAGUAUUAGAAUAUAUGUGUCUCUAAUAAAAUAUUAUUUAUAUACAUGGAUGUUAUAUAUUACAUACCCUUUAUCAUAUUUUUUCUGGCUAUUCGUUGCGUUGACUACCACGAUAAAUAUAAAAAUGUAACGAUUUAUUACGUGAUUAUAAAAAUCAAAAUAAUUUUUUAAAUUAUGUAUAAAUGUUUUAACAUGCAAUUUAUUUAAAUUAAAAAAUUAGAAAUUUUUUUGAAAAUCGCAAAUUUAACUAGUUGAUUAAGCGAUGGCCUACUAUGUAAUGUACAAUAAACCACGUCACAAGAUGU
Molecule: messenger RNA, 1337 nt
Organism: Daktulosphaira vitifoliae (grape phylloxera)
Lineage: Eukaryota; Metazoa; Arthropoda; Insecta; Hemiptera; Phylloxeridae
Exons: 2
Coding region: 199-1041 (280 amino acids)
Source: RefSeq, a predicted model, not a curated record